Lampris incognitus (smalleye Pacific opah) is the source of this 534-nucleotide messenger RNA. Its product is annotated as actin-related protein 2/3 complex subunit 3-B-like. The coding region runs from base 1 to 534 and encodes 177 amino acids. Gene Ontology annotation, cellular component: cytoskeleton; Arp2/3 protein complex. NCBI's taxonomy places the organism in Eukaryota, Metazoa, Chordata, Actinopteri, Lampriformes, Lampridae. Gene Ontology annotation, biological process: regulation of actin filament polymerization; Arp2/3 complex-mediated actin nucleation. The transcript has a single exon. Gene Ontology annotation, molecular function: actin filament binding. The record is from RefSeq and is a predicted model, not a curated record.
AUGCCGGCAUACCACUCGAGCUUGAUGUGUGCUCCCAACCAGUUGGUGGGAAACAUGGCUUUGCUUCCCCUCAAAACCCAGUUCAAGGGACCAGCUCCAAAGGAGGCGGACUCAGAUGUCAUCGAUGAGGCCAUCUACUACUUCAAAGCCAAUGUCUUCUUUAAGAACUAUGAAAUCAAGAAUGAGGCUGACAGAACGUUGAUUUAUGUUACACUGUACAUAUCUGAGUGCCUAAAGAAGCUACAGAAGUGCAGCUCCAGGAGCCAAGGUGAGACGGAGAUGUACAUUCUGGGCAUCACUAACUUUCCCAUUCCUGGAGAGCCCGGUUUCCCUCUCAACGCCAUGUACGCCAAGCCUAGCAACAAGCAGGAGGAGGAGACCAUGAGGGCGUAUCUCCAGCAGAUCCGGCAGGAGACUGGCUUGAGGCUAUGUGAUCGUGUGUUUGACCCUCAGGCAGAUAAACCCAGCAAGUGGUGGGUUUGUUUCGCCAAGAAGCAGUUCAUGAACAAAAGUCUGUCAGCUCCUGGGCAGUGA